UCCCAGCGCACUGGCUGCUGGAAAGGAGGAGCUGAGAAGAUGAGUUCAAAUGUUUACAUCCCGCUGGUUCUCACUGUCUACAUUGUCACCUUCCUGACCGGCCUCCCGUCCAACCUUCUGGCCUUCUACACCUUCCUGGUGAAGGUCCGCCAGAAACCCACCCCCGUCGACAUCCUUCUCCUCAACCUCACCGUCUCCGACAUCUUCCUCCUCAUCUUCCUCCCCUUCAAGAUGGUGGAGGCUGCCUCAGGCAUGGUGUGGCCCUUGCCCGCUUUCCUCUGCCCACUCACCAACUACUUUUACUACAAUAGCAUCUACAUCAGCUCCCUCCUUCUCAUGGCCGUCAGCGUUGAUCGCUACCUGGGGGUGGCCUUUCCCAUCAAGUACAAGCUCCGGCGCCGUCCAGCUUAUGCUGUUGCCACCUCCGUGGUCUUCUGGUUGAUCACAUGCGGCCACUGCAGCAUCGUCUACAUUGUCGAAUACGAGGUCCUGAGCCCCAAUGGGACCGCGACUUCCAAUAACGUGUCCAACUGCUAUGAACAUUUCUCCCCUACGCAGCGCCAGAUCCUGCUCCCUGUCCGGCUGGAGUUCUUCGUCGUCCUCUUCUGCCUCCCCUUCACCAUCACCAUCUUCUGCUACGUCAACCUUGUCCGCAUCCUGGUGGCCUUGCCCAACAUCCCGGCCCGGAGGAAGCAGCGGGCCGUGGGCCUGGCUCUGGCCACCUUGUUCAACUUCAUAGUCUGCUUCGCCCCCUACAACCUGUCCCACGUGGUGGGCUUUGUCCAGAACGAGAGCCCCUCCUGGAGGGUGUACGCUCUUCUCCCCAGCACCCUCAAUGCCGCCUUGGACCCCGCCAUCUUCUACUUCUCCUCCACUGCUGUCCAACGGGCCUUCGCCAACUGCCUGGCCGCCCUGUGGCAUAACCUCAGCACCAUCAUGUCCCGGUGCCAUCUCCCCUGCUUGACUCGCUGCGGAGAAGGGGGCAGCGAGUUGAAGGCAGCCAGUGGGAACGUGGUUGAGGAGUCAACGACUUGA
This is a messenger RNA of Emys orbicularis (European pond turtle), 1035 nucleotides long. RefSeq names its product free fatty acid receptor 2-like. The record is from RefSeq and is a predicted model, not a curated record. Gene Ontology annotation, cellular component: plasma membrane. The transcript has 2 exons. NCBI's taxonomy places the organism in Eukaryota, Metazoa, Chordata, Testudines, Emydidae. Gene Ontology annotation, molecular function: G protein-coupled receptor activity. Gene Ontology annotation, biological process: cellular response to fatty acid; G protein-coupled receptor signaling pathway. Bases 40 to 1035 code for a protein of 331 amino acids.